CAGCUGUAUAUAUGAAGAAGUGUGUUUGUGAGGCCUCGACACACUGACCGACAAUAUGGAGCAAGAAGACAGGAUAUUAAACUUCCAGAGGCAAUUAUCAGAUGUGAGCAGCAGUUCAGACGUGUCCAGUGACUCAUGUGAAUACUAUCAGACGGAGAUAUUUGGCCUGUUGCCGAGCUCACAGGCUCAUCGCCGACAGCAACAGACGAGUCAUCCAGACGCGCUCACACAUGAUCAGAAUGAAUUCCUAUUGGACAGAGAGUGGAACGCCAGUGUACCACUCAAAGCUCAUCCUGUCUGCAUGCAGGACAAGAGAGACAUCAGAGAGCGGCAGAACCUACAGAGGCGCAACAUUGGCUCGUGGGACUCGUGGAGGCGGAGCCAGCAAAUCGCAAGGCGGCGCUUAAAGGAGCAUAUGGGCAGGGCCAUGUCAGGACUGUUGCCAUGGAGACACACACUUCACAAUAUUGAAGGUCAGUUUGGUGUCGGGGUGAAGGAUUACUUCGUAUUCCUGCGGUAUCUGCUGUGUUUGAAUCUGCUGUACUGUGUGAUUAUCGGAGGAUCUGUGGUGAUCCCAAAAGCCAGAGACAAUCUUGUGAGAUCAGACGAGGGUCCGAAGGGUCAGAAGGGUCCGAAGGGGAAUCUGGGGUUCCAGAUGGAUUCCUUUGGAUAUAAAGACAUUUUUAUAGGAUCAGGUUUUCUUGAAAACUCAACAGUAUUUCAUAGUUUCUACACAAGUGAUUCUGAAGUGGGUAGUUUAUACACUCCGAUCCUCUUCCUCCUCGGCAUGACGUCUGUUUUCAUCCUCAGUGUCUUCAUGGUGCUCCGCAGGACUGUUGUGGGAUAUAAACACUCGUGGUUGACUGGAAAUCACUUCAGUUCUAAUAUGAGUUAUAAAGUGUUUUGUGGAUGGGAUUUCUGCAUCCAGAAUCCACAGGCAGCAUCACUUCAACACAACUUCAUCAGGAACGAACUGAAGAUGGAUUUCGAGGAGCAGAUGUUUCGUGAGAGAGUCCAGCAGCGGUCACUCAGACAGUGGGUUCUGCUCGUCCUCCUGCGGGUCGUUCUGAACUUCCUUGUGUUGAUUCUUCUGGGCGGCUCCUUCUUUCUCAUCUAUUUCGCCAUCGCGCUGUCACAAGACCCGGAUGAGGAUCUCCGGAUUCUCUCUCUAAUAUUGGAGUAUGCUCCUCCGAUCACCAUGGCAACAUUAAACAACCUGUUACCACACGUCUUCAGUAAGAUCUCAGAGUUUGAGGAUUACUCUCCCACCACCCAACUCAACCUCACCCUGAUCAGGAGUAUUUUCCUAAGGCUGGCAUCUUUAGGCAUCUAUCUGGUCUUCUUCAUCAUACAAGUCCGUCGUUCAGAUAUACCCAAGUGUCCCGAGAACGAGUUUGGAAAGGAGAUGUACAAACUCACCGUGUUCAACCUCCUCAUUUGCAUCUGCAGUACGUUUUGCCUGGCCUACCCAAGAACGUUAUUGGUGGAGAAGUUUCCAGAUUCAAAGUUGGCGCAGAUAUUGGGCAAACAACAUUUUGAGAUUCCCUUAAAUAUACUGGACCUGGUGAACAGUCAGACAGUCACAUGGGUGGGCGUGUUUUACUGCCCUCUUCUGCCCGCCAUCAGCACCAUCAGACUGCUGAUUGUCUUCUAUGUCAAGAAGUUCACAUUGGUGAGAUGUUGUGUUCCUGCUCAGAGAAUAUUCCGGACCACCAGUUCCUCAGUUCUGUUUAAUUUCAUGCUGUUGUUGGGUCUGAUUGUGUCUGUGGCCACUCUGAGUGUCAACAUCAACAGGUUUGAAACGGGCACCUGUGGUCCGUUUGAAGGCACAACCGUGUUUAACGUGACGAUUGAGUGUAUGAAGAUACUGCCCGACUCCGCACAGACCGCCAUCAGUUACAUCUCAUCUGGGCCAUUUGCAUUCAUUUUCAUACUGGUUGAAAUUGUCAUACUGACGUCAUACUUGUCUCGUGGACGAGCCUAUCGUAAAGCCAUCGAGAGACUGAAGGACAUGUUGGUAAUGUGCAGCUCAGAUAAGCGUUUCCUGGUGAAACAGCAUUCAGCAAUCACGAGACAACAGCAAAGGACAAGCUAAGCAACAUGCCAGACGCUGCAGAGACGCCCUUCUUAAGAAUGAAGAGACCCUUUGUGUGGCUAAUUAUGUGCUGUUUAUACUAAAUAUUAUGUGCUAUUAGAAUUAGUGCUGAGCAUUGAAUAUACAGUAUAAUAUUUGUGUUGGAUUUCUGAAGUGUGCAUCUGUGCAUACACGCUGCAUACAUGUCAAUAUUUACACAUUUAUACUUCUGUAACCGUGGCGCCAGUCUUAACCUCUGACCUCUGAGUUUAUUGUUAUGUGUGCAAAUCAGUGAUACAACUGU
Molecule: messenger RNA, 2378 nt
Organism: Xyrauchen texanus (razorback sucker)
Lineage: Eukaryota; Metazoa; Chordata; Actinopteri; Cypriniformes; Catostomidae
Product: transmembrane channel-like protein 7
Exons: 16
Coding region: 56-2095 (679 amino acids)
Cellular component (GO): plasma membrane
Molecular function (GO): mechanosensitive monoatomic ion channel activity
Source: RefSeq, a predicted model, not a curated record